Molecule: messenger RNA, 684 nt
Organism: Triticum dicoccoides
Lineage: Eukaryota; Viridiplantae; Streptophyta; Magnoliopsida; Poales; Poaceae
Product: disease resistance protein Pik-2-like
Exons: 2
Biological process (GO): defense response to other organism
Molecular function (GO): ADP binding
Source: RefSeq, a predicted model, not a curated record
UGGUGAAAGGCUCAAGGUUGUCUCUGUUGUUGGAUUUGGAGGAUUGGGCAAGACAACUCUGGCUAAAGCCGUGUAUGACAAGCUUAAAAAGAGUUUUGAUUGUGCCGUUUUUGUUCCAGUGGGUCAAAGUCCAGACACAAAGAAAGUUCUUAGGGAUAUCCUCCUUGAACUUGACAGGGAGCUGUACAAAGCUUCAGCGACAAUGGAUGAAUGGCAGCUGAUCAACCAGCUGCAGACGUUCUUAGUAGGCAAGAGGUACUUCUUUGUGAUCGAUGACAUAUGGGAUAUACGAACAUGGGAAAUGAUUAAAUGUGCUUUCAUGGACAGUCAUCCAGAAAGUAGAUUAAUCAUAACUACUCGUCUUGUUGAUGUUGGCACAAAAGCUGAUGGUAUCUACAACAUGGAACCACUUUCUAGUGAUAACUCAGAAUUAUUAUUCUAUACAAGGACAUGUGGUGGUGAAGGACUAACUUCAUCUAACCAACAUGUUGAGGUGACUAACAAAAUUUUGAAGAAAUGUGGCGGUGUGCCAUUAGCUAUCAUUACAAUUGCUAGCUUGCUUGUUGGAAAGCAGAGUGAGGAUUGGUCUAAGGUGUAUGACGCCAUUGGUUUUGGGCAUGAGGACAGCGAAGUUGUUCAGAACACAAGAAAGAUAUUGUCUUUUAGUUAUUAUGAUCUACCUCC